GCCUGGCCCACGGGGUUCAGGCCCGCGAUCCUCCCUGCGUGUGGGGGGCUGUGAUGGGAGGGGAGGUGCUCCGGGGUCGGCAGGCCUGGCUGCUGUCAGCUUCAGGAGGCACCUGACCAGCCUUUGAGGUGCUUUGUGCACUUUGCUGGGGUCACAGGAGAAAAUCCCGAUGGUUUGGAGGGCGUCCCAGCCUGCACAGGGGCUGUGUGGGCACAGCAGGCUCACCUGGCGAGAUGCACAAGUCACCCCAGAGUGCUCUUUGCUGGCACGCAGGAAGACGUGCGUAUCUUCCCCUCUAGGGAGGCGAGUGGCAAGGCAAGGAAAUCUCUUCCCCCCUCUAUUGAUUUCAGUUCUUCAGCAGGCAUCUAGAGCUGCAGACUUGCUGCUCGUAUUUAGUAUUUGUUGGGGAGUCCAUGGAGUUCAUGUCAGUAAAGGCCUUCUUGCUUCCCAGCAGCCUUUAAAUGUCAUGGUAUGUUGUUCUCCAUCUGGAAGCACUUGAUGGCAGUGUGAUGUCUGCUGGGUUUACUGAGCACCUGGAUAGCUUAAUGUUCUUUGUAGUUUUGAGGCUGGCAGGUCUGACAUCAAUUGGCUGUUCCUUGACAUAGGCCCUCCUGCAAGCUCACAGUCUGUCCUCCACAGGAAGCUCUGUGUUUGCCCUUGUUUAAGUGCUCCUACAGCUUUUCCCUCAGCUCACCUAGCCAGCUAUGCUUUACUGUCAGGUUUGGCUACACAUCUGGGAUGCUUGGCCACUCUGGUGUGUCAUCCAGCAUAAAUGAGUGCUUUGUAGCAACCCUGCAGAACUUGAGUGGCACAGGUACAGAUCAGUGCACUUUGGCUCGGGGUGAUGACAGAUGAUGGGAGAUGGUGCUGUCCUAAAAGAUUGGUAGGUGGAGGGAAAGAAUCACUCAUUCCUCAGUGACUGUUGCUCUGUGUCCCAGGUACAUCAGAAGUUUUCCUGUGGCCCAUGCAUUUUGUGUUCUGGGUGUACUGGAGUGGAGUCCUGAGAUCUCUGGCCUUGGAGAUGGCUCAGUACUUGUGUGGACAAGGCUAUGAACAACUUGAUGUGGCUUUGCAGUUGGCCCUGCUUUGUGUGUGUGAAUGGGAUGGGGUGAGCCAGACAGCACCAGAGGCCCCUGCCUCAGUUAUCCUGAGCUUCUUUACCCAGACACUGAAUGGGAGACAGAGGGUACCAGGCUGCCCUGGCACAGGGGCUGUACCAGGCUGCCCUGCUUUUUGUGUGCUUCUCUUCCCAGCUGGUAGUGUGAGGUGUCUCUCCGCUCCCUGCCUGGUCUCCUGACAGGCUGUUGCAAUGGUUCUCUCUUUUCCUCUGACCCCAGGAAUUCUCACAGGAGUGAGUGUUGCCACACAGAUAGCAUGGCCAAAGCAGUUUUAGUGAGGGCUUUUGGAGGGUACCACUCGUGCCAGGGCGUGUGCUCUCUGGGGUCAGCCUGUGCUUCAUCCCCAGCAGGGGUGCUGAGCAGCUCACUCUGCUCUUUCCGUUUCAGGGAUUCUCAGUAGUUCCCUGGGGCUCUGCAAGGCCAGGCUUUCUGGUUUGGGUGCUGUUCAUUCCAGGCCAUCUCUGGGAGAUGGAGAAGCCUUCUGGGCCUCGGGCUGAUCCUGCUUCAGCAGCUGCUGUGGUGUGCAGCCUUGUAGCAGAUGGAGCUACAAUGGCUGUACUUGAUUGUUUCAAAGUCUGGGGAAUUCUGUUUGCCUUUUUUUUCUUGUACCAUUGUCUUUUCAGAACAUGAUGCCCCAGGAACCCUCAUUAAACUUUUCUGGAGUGGAUUUGUGUAUUCUAAAUCAGAAGAUUCAUUGAUGUGCCAUGUUACAAGUGCUGUUCUCCCCACGGCAAAUGUAACGUGCCAGGAGAUGACAGUGUGCUCAAACCGUGCCUUCCUCUUGUCCCAAGAGAGGUGACAGCUCUGGUCACUGGUGGCUGAGACCUUCUCCCAGAGCCUGAGCUGCAGAGCAAGCUGUUAUGAAGCCUCUCAGGAAGGUGCCAGGAUGGAGCAGUUUCACUGGAGCCCCAGGCACAGCUGUAGUGUGAGGAAGGUUUGCUCUCAGGCGGUGAGCAGUGGGCUGUAGUGCUGGCUGCAGCCAAGCCUCGUGCAGUGCUUGGGGCAAUCCUGCAGCCCUCACCUGAGUUACCAGUUCCAAGGCUGGGGAAUGAGGGGUAGUGCUGAAUUUUGAUCUCGGGCGGAAGAGGCGAUUCUGUGCUGGCAUCACCCUUCUCGUGUCAGCAGAAGGGGGAGGCAGAGCUUCAGUUGAAGCUUUGCAUGCCACACGAAGGUUGCGGUGUCUGAUCCAAAGCAUGUGUUUUAAGAUGAAUGGAUUUGACCAGACUUCUCAAGUAAUGCUGGUUUCUCAUAAGUAACUUUUGGGCUCUCUGGGUACCUGCUGCUAGAUGGAGACAGAGGGCAGGGUGGGAGCAAGGCUGCUGGCAGAGGGCACCUGCAGCCUGUUCUGGUGGCCAGGGCCAAGGCUAGAGGAUGACAGCCUUUCUGCACAAAUGCCUCUGCACAUACUGAAGGGCCUUCAGGGAGCUGAGCUGUGCUGAUGGGCUGGUGGCCUUUUCCCUCACUUCUGAACCUCUCAGAGGAUGUUGAAUUGUUGGCUUGGGGGGUGGGGGAAAUGGAAUCCUUUUUUGAGAAGCUGUGGGAACUUGGUGCAUGUGGCCUUUGCCAAAGUGGGAGCUGCAUUUGCAAGAGCAGCCACAGCCGCCCUCCGAGGGACACAGAUUACGGAGGGUCCUGUCCGUCUGCCUGUGACGUGUCUAAGCCACGUGUGCUGCCCUGUGACAAAGCUGCUGGUGGCUCAAAAGCUGCUCCACACAGUUCUAGACCUGCUGCAGCAACGUCUGAUGCUCAUUUACUUCAAGGUCAGUGCACAUGCACCUUGCUGUACCCUUACACCACCGGAGUAGAGCUCUAGCACCCUGAUCCACUCUCUGCCGCACAUCAUUGAGUUUGAAGAAAAUGUGAUUUUGGUUAGCAGUAAGAGUUUAGGGAAACAAUAAGAACUAACAGGCAGAGAGGUGGUUCUUGAUGGAGUUCAGGAGAGAUGCUAAAAGAUCUGUAUAGAACAAGAACUCCUGUUUUUAGAGUAAGCCCCAGUUAACAAGCUUUAGCAUUAGUGCAUUAGUUUGAAAUAUUAAUAUGGUGAAUUAGUUAUCAGGGCAAGUUAAGCCACACACGAGCACAGAAUGAGCAAGACCCUCCAAAAGGUCUCUGAGAGGUACAGCAUGAUCCACUCUCCCCCAUGGUUCCAUGGCUAACCCCCCCGAGUUCUGUCAGCCAAGGCACACGCUGCCUUCUGGUCUCCCAGCAGCAGCAGCCGGUGUUAGCUCAGGGGCGGGCUGGGGGGUUAGAGGAGGGGAUGGUACUUGGUAUUUGUUGCUUUUCUCAUCUUUCUCAAAAACAUUCAGAGUUUAAAACCAGAAAGGUGUCUAAACUAGCUGUAGCCUGCAACAUGCAGCUGGCAGUGGAGCAUAAUCUUCCCUCCCUCUCUCCCUUGCACUUCACAGUCUCCCAACAAUUGCUUCAGCAGACUUUAUUGAAAGAAAAAAGUAGCAACUAAGGAAAUGCUCAGACAGGACUCAUUUAACCACCCCCUUGGGUAAAAGUCAGGGCAAGAGGUGUCAUGGGAGCGUUUUAAUCAGAAAUGUGCUGACUGAAGGAGCAGUUGCUACUCUGAACCUGUGUGGUCACUGGCACUUCACCUGCCUGGCCAGUCUGCACCACACUGCAACAGUGUCAGGCAUGAGAGCUGCUCAGCAUGUGCCUCCAGUCCCUAACCCCCUCCUGGAGGCAAUUUCCCUGGCAUACCAAGAAUAAAUCAGCAUUCUCCGAAGUCACUCGGAGGACAGGUCCCACGUAAGGGCAAAAUAAACAUGUGACACAUGGGAAAGCAUUCUGAUGAAUUAGGUCAUAUUCCCCCAGCAGAGGUAGCUGUGGAGCAUUAGCUGUUUGUGUUAAACAUUGCAUGGAAUUAAACCCGGCAGGGGAACUGAGACUGGGCGCUGGAACAGGCACUGAUGGAAAAGGAGUGAAGCAGAACACAAACAGGAACAGCUGGGAAAGAAACAAAUCAAUGCAUAUCUACUGCAGGAAGUGUAAAUUACUUUAUCUCCAGAAUCAUCAGGACAUGAAGAGAGCCGAGAGAGGGGGGGCAGCCUGCUGUGCACACCCCUCAGGCACCAGCUUCAUUUGCCAAAGGAGUUUACCUGACCACACUUGUAUAACGAACACACACCGUGCUAUUGGAAUGGCUCUGGGAGGCUCCUGGGACAUCAGCUAUUGCCCCUCAGACAUGUUUUCAGGUGACCAAGCAUUGUGCUUAGACAGAGGCAACACUUGCUGAGAAAAGGAACUUUUGCACCACAUGUAACACAACUACUGAAGUGAAGCCCAACUCAGAACUGUGUUUCAGUCCAGCAGCUGAAAAGUUGGGUUGCCUCUGAGCAGGCCCAAGAGGAGUGCAGGAGGCCAUGUGAGCUGGAGUGCUCCCUUAGGUGAGAGUGCUAGGGGACUAAGGAAGGCUUAAUUCAUUAGUCAAUUACCUACCCAGGGCCAGUUACAGUGGGAAACUAUGGUGAAAAUGUCUGCUUCAGUGGAGCUGGUGUAUAUUAGGUGCUGAGCUGGGCUUCCUUUUUGGGCCUCAUGCACAGGAGAGGUCUGCUUGCCCUUUCCUACUUCUGUUGCCUUCUGCUGAAGGCUGACUGUGUCAGAAACUGCCACCUGCUGUGAAGGAGAAGCUCCCCUAAACAGAAAACAGCCCUGGGUUGCCUCAGUUUCAUGUUGUGCUGAACAAGUUGUAUGCAUCAGAGGUGGAGGAGAAGGGCUCUGAGGACAGCACGGAUGAGCUUGCUGCAGGUAGAGGACAGGCAAAGCCAAGCAGAGGAUGCUUUGCUUUAGGCUGUUCUAAGAAAAGCAGAAGAUGAGCAUUAAACCUGUAAUCAAAAUACACAGGUACUCUGAGUGUCUGAGAGUGUGUCGCAGCCUGUGGAGAGCCAGGGAGCCAGAGCAGAGGCAGGCAGUGAGGAUGUGCAAGGUCACUAGUGUGCAGGACAGGGCCUGACUCAGGACUUUCCACCCUGAUCUCUGAUGUUUGCAAUUAUCAGAGCUCAAGAGGCUGUUACUAAGUCACAGGUAGCAAAAUGGAUUGCAGUGAAAGGGCAAAAGAACUCCUUUGUUUACCAGCAUUCCCUCUGGCUAACCAGAGGCUGGAUCCAGACUCAGCUGCUCCCUGAUGCUUUCUAAGAGCAAAUGACAGUGCACUGUGAAUGACAUUUGACUGUUUAACAAGUGGGGGGUUUGCACUGAGCAUAUGCAUUGCUGGAAAAGCACACCUAAUCUGAUAAAACUCUGACUUCCAGCUGUAAUAGCCAGAGAACUUUUGUAUCCAGCAAAGGUUCAGGUGGAAAUGUAUCACAGGGUGGGUGACGAGGCCUGAGAGACCUCUUGUCAUUGUGAAAGCAAAUGGGAAGCUGGGAAGGUUGGCUUAGGAAACGGUCAGUUAAGGCAAAUAGAAUACUUGGGUAUUGGGGUUCCUGCCCAAUGCUAAGUGGAUAAGCUGGGUGGGGGGUUAAUUGAGUAUAAUUGGGGGCUGAGGGCAGGCCCAAACAGGGAGGGCUACCCUGGAGUAAAAGGCCAGCCCUGCUUCUCCCACCCCAGCUGGCUCCUGGCAACCAGUACAGGCUGCUCUACCUCCUUCACCCCUCAAGCACCUGCAAACACAGCAGGUGAUGUUUUCAAGCUUGUUACCUGGUCAGGGUGGUAUAAAGUCCUUUUCCCCAGAAGGGUAGCUGUGCUUACCUGUGCAGGAGCUCUUCGGUGACUCCAUGGGCAAACAGCAGAGGAAACUUUUGAACGUUUCAGUCUAUUGUGCCUUGCUGAGCACAUCAUAACCCAGAGGUGACUGGCUUUGUGUUUUCAGUACCCUGUCUCUGGUUGCUGGAGGUAGGUGUGAUGGAGUUUCCCUGUCAGCAGCUCAGCUGCAUCAUCGCAGGGCACCACAGCCCUGGAGCACAGGGACAUGGCUGCUUUGGGGGGAUGAUGGGGGGGGCCAGGAAGGCUGGACCUGCCCCUGCACGGGGUACAGAACCCACCCAUGUCCUUGCUCCCCGCACAGGCAUUGCCCCUGUGCCUCCCUGCCCGAGCCUGGGGCUGCUCUGAGCACAAAAGCAGUGUGCCUGGGCAUCCAAAGCACUGGUGUGGCAUCCCUGCUCAGCUUUACGUGAGCCCAGGCUCCCUCUCCUGUCCCAGACAGGUCAAAAAGGGGAGCUUGGGCCUCCAACAGCUGCCUGCAAGGGUCUGGGGUCCUGGCUGGUCAGGGCUGCUGAGGCCUAUUGGUUCCUGAGACUGGAGGCUGACUCCUCUCCCUCACACCGUGGGCUGAGCCCAUGGCUGCCUUUCCCAGAGCCUGGGGACACAGAAAGCCCCACAGGUCCUCCCGCCAUGCCUGGAGUGUGGCUGAGGCUGCUGUGGGGCCGGGGCCGCUCUCAUCAUGAGUCAGGGCAGGACACGUGAGGCCCCAGCGCCAGCCCUGACGCCUUGCCACCCGCCUGCCUGUGUGUGCUGGGGCAGGUGCCACCCACACCCUGCCCCGGCAUCCCCAGCCACCACACAGCCCCGCAGGUAAGUGCCGGCACAGCGCUGGAAGCUUCUUGUGCUGGACACUGAGGGUGUUUUGGGGUUGUGUCCUUCUGGGUUGCUGAUCCCUCCCCGAGGCAUCACGCCGCCGUGUGAGGGGUUGUGCAGGGGAGCCACGGCACUUCCUUGUAACCUCUGCGUCUGCAUGACUGGACUUCCUCAUCUUUUAAUCUUUUCCUCUGAAACCCGUGUGGGCAGCGCUCUGCUCUGUGCGUGGAGGAAGACUUGCCUUCAGUUCACUCGGAAUACAAACGUGAGCUCUUCUGGCUUCUGAUGAGCUUCUGGCUUCUUCCCUUCAAAGCUUUCCAUCGGCCGCAGAGAGGAGCACACGGGGCUAAGGAGAAACACAAAGCAGGAAGGCAAGCGGUAAACAGCAGAACCAUCUCACUGGUGGCAUUGCCUGAGGAGACUGGAGUAGUGAUGGUUUCAAACUGAGCCGGCGUGGAUUAGUUUUUGUUGUCUUCCUGGAAGAAACUAUCAGCUUUCACCACAGCCACAGUCAUCCAGGACAUUCUCCUGUGGAACCAACUGCUAGGACCAACCCAAGACCUGCAGGCACAGCGAUGGAGAACCUGGAUGUGCCAUUCCCAGACCUUACUGAAGAACAGCUCGACAUUUUGCAGAGGGCUUUUACUGCUGAUGCCAAUUACUUGGAGAAUCAUGAGAAUAUGAACCAGUCCUUCUGGGAAUCACUUGUGAAAUGUUUAGCCAGCACUGACCCACCUAUCCUGAAUCCUGGGGAAAAGAACAAUCUCCUCAACAGCCGCAAUGCCUUGCCUGGAGGCUGUGCAGCCUGCCUGAAAGCCAUAGAGAAGGAAGGAGGCAGGGCAAUGGCUGUUCUUUACCUCUUGCUGAAGACAACCAACCCAUCUGGAUACAGGCAGCUGCCCAGCUCCAAGGGAAAGGCAGAUGAAAAACUGAAACUCCUGAAGAGACUGGAAAGGACUCUCAUGCUUUCACACGGGGAAAAAAAGGCUGAAAGCUCAUCCUCUGAGUCCAUGGAUGAAGAUACACAAGGCAGUGAUGGGGAAGAUUUAGGAAGACAGAAGUCCGAAGGCCAGUUGCUUGGAGGCACACCAGUAGAGGUGGUUCCCUACAGAGAUCCAGACAUCACCACAAGACAAGAUUCAGUUGCAGAAGCCUAUGAGGAGAAGAGCAGCGGCCAGCGGUGGCCGGGCCGGUGGAUGGGCAUACGGAAGGAUGAUGAAUUCUUUCAUUUUGUCAUUCUUUGCUUUGGAAUUGGAGCUUUACUGAUUUGUUACUACUACCACAAAGACUGGACUAUUUCCCUUGGAACUGGUUUGAUCACCUUUGCCUCCCUGGAAACCACAGGGAUAUACUUUGGUCUGGUGUAUCGGAUUCGGAGUGUACUGGACAGUUUUGUUCCUCUGAUUGACAAAUUGAGGCCAACAGGUAAUAAAGAUCUUCUCCCUGCCUGCAUGCAGAGGCCCCAGACCUUCCCCCAUACUGUGUUUUGGUCACGACCAACUUAACUAAGCUACUGUUUCCACCUUUCUUAUUUAAGACAAAAAAAUGACUACAGCUCAUUACAUCUGCUUAUUUUAAAAAAUGAAUUACUACUGGGACUCUUUCCCUGUGGCAGAGCCUUUUCACAUGGCUAAUACGCUGCCCUGGCUGGGGUAUGAACUAGUUCCUGACAAAGUCUGAAGAAGAAUGCUGGAACAAAUUCCAAGAGUGGGGCAGGCAUCUCUGGGUAUGAGGAAAGCUGCCUAAGAGGAGUGUUUCAGGACAGUCCCACGGAACUCUGCUGUCUGAAUGUGGAGUGGUACAAGAACUGCUUCAGGAUGCGAAUGUCAAAACCAGGUGCCUAAUGUGAAACACUGAAAUGUUAAACAAAAAUGUUAAAUGUGAGGAAAGACAUCAUUCCCUCCCCUCAAAAAUAAAGCUGAAACUGCAGUAAGGAUGCCACGCUUCUGACAUGACUGCACUGGCCGAGGACUCAAAAAUAUGACACAAGUUCCCAUGAAGAGCUUCAAUCUCCUGCUACAAGCUUGUGCUCACUGAGUGUCCAGGUCCAGCAAGUCCCUCCCAAGACCAUGGUUCAUCCCUCACUCCCAGGGUCCUACCUCCCCAGUCUGGUUCCCCAGGAACUAGGACAUCUCCUUCCAUCUCCACAUUAUCCAGCACACAGGGUGUUUUCCUUCAUAUCUGUGGCUUCCUCUGGCUGAGGGGAACGGAAGCAAAGGCACUGGCCCUUGUCCUCCUCAAUACACACCCUUCCUUUCCCAUGCCCAACGUCUCUGUCCAGAAGUGGAGCUGCUGAACCCUUUGUGGCUUGCUGCCAGAACUCUGUCUUUGCCAAACUCCAUCAAGACAGGAUCUUAAUUUCCAGCAGUAAUUUGGACAGAACACUGACCAAGUCACUCAGUUCAGUCAAGGCUGCAAAGGCCAACGUCUGUUUCCCUGCUGACGCACAGCCCACCACAACCCUCAGUGAAACCACCACAGGAGCAGGCAGGCAAAGGGCUGUUCACACCAACUGUUCAAUAACCUGAAGGUUUUUCAAGGACUGAAAACAGUCAGAUGCUACCUUACUGCACAAAAUCCCUCAGAGGGAAAGAAAGGGACUAGAGAAGGUUAUUUAAGCUGGUAUUUUUAUUAGAACUCUCUACAUAAAGCACCUUUGCCUGCCUUAAACUUACAGUACUUCUCUGAACGCUGCUUCUCUGUAGCACAGCAAGAGAUGCUUCAAACUACUCCGCAUUUCUUGAUUUGGACACUGCCAUCUUAACAGCCUGCACAAUGGCAUCUUUGUCAAUGCCAAACAUCUUCAGGAGCUCGGCCGGCUUCCCGCUGCGCGGCACGUGGGACACGGCCAGGCGAUGGACUGUGACCCCCAGCUCGCCCACCACUGUGGCACACACCGCCUCACCCAGGCCACCUAGGAGAGAGGCAGACAGGACAUGCACCUGCACCUUCAACAUGCAACAGAGACUGCACCUAACCCUCACCCAAAGGCACGUCAAACCCUGUGCUCACACGCUGAUGAGAAACAUCAAUCACAAUGUAUGUCCAAGUUGCCUGUUUGUGAAAUGAGACCGAUCCCCUAUUUCCUUGGCAUUCGAGGACACAUUCUCUGAGGGGCACAGAACUGCCAGGAAGCCCUCACCCAUUCAGCACCAGCCACUUGUUCACAGUUGGACUCCAUUGUCCUAUGGGUCUAUUCCAACUGGAAUGAUUCUGUGAUCUUCAAUAAAAUCCUGGCACAGAAGCUGAGGGAGUCUAACAGAGACAACUCUGCUUCUCCCAAGAAGCAUUUUCAGAUAUACAGUAAUCAUCUUAGAAAUUCCAUCUUGCAUGCAUCAUGCAUUUUUUACCAUAGCUAAGAAUAUUACCAUAUCCCGGCAACAGACUAAAACUGCCUAUAAGCAGGUGAAAUGAAGGAACAAAAAAGAGUCCAAUGAGGAUAUAAAGUGCUCUGGCUCUUCACGUGCCCUGACAUGCAAUUUUAAGAGUACUGGAGGUGAAAGAGAGAGAAAUUUAUCCCAUAGAACGGCUGCAGAAAUUGCCAAAACCAUCUGACUUCAAGAAACCUGGAAUCAAGCUCUUGGACACAGGGAAAACUCGAGAAACCUGGACAGCAAUGUCCUGUCUUGCAGCAUAACAAACUGCAGAGCAGCCCCAUAAAGCUGUUUCUGGAGUAUUCUGUGCAGAAUCACUGCACCACAGCAGGAAUUUACAGUUUCCCCAGGCACAAAUGAAUCGAGACUUCAUUGGGACCAAGAAUGCAAAGAGGCAGACAAGGCCAAGCUAAUCAGAAAGGCAGCCCUGAUUAACCCAUUAUAUCUUAGGAAACUUUCAACAGUGUUACAUUAUAACAGCAAUGAAAAAGGCUAAAAUCUCUCUUUUGCUUCAACUAACAAAAGCAUCAGGUCCCACACGUCUCUCAGGUAAGGAGAAGCCGUGACCUUCCAACUCCUGGCGAACAACUGUGUGGGCUGUGACCUCCCAGACCCAGCUCACCUUCAUGGUAAUGGUCCUCAACAGUCACGAUUCUGCCCUUGGUUGCUCUUGCACUUUCAAGUAUUGUCUUCUUAUCCAGGGGCUUUAUAGUGAAGGGAUCAAUCACACGGAUGAAGAUUUUUUCUGCAGAAAUGGAAUGAAAUUAUUUGCAACAGGAACUUAAGAGAGUGCAAGAGAAUGCAAGUACAGCCCCAGCGAUCUUUUAGAGCUGUCAUGAAAACUGACUACACUAACUCCCACGUGUACCCAUGGCUUGGCUUGUACUACACAACUCAAACAACCCUAAUUUUUGCAUGUAGUCUUUCUUCAUGCACCCUCUAAGACAGCAAUAUCCAUCCAUUCCACAGACAAAACUCCUGAGGCAGAAAAGCCUUGGGAAAGUGACUCAGGAUCACUAGGAGUGUGCAUUAGUGACCUAACUGGCCUUGCACAGGUAAGAGCAGAAUCUAGUCACCUGGAAAUCCUCCUUCCUCAGACUGUCAGUCCCAUUUCCCCCUGCCCCCCACCUCCCUUUUAUUACCAAGCGAAGCAUAAUUCCCUUCUGCUUCCUCAGUCUGUAGGCAUUCUGAGUUCUUCAUUGCACGCUGCCCACCUAUCAGGUAUGCCUCUUUCAACUGCCCAGCCCCUGAUCAUGGCCUCCUUAAGGCUUGCAUCAAAAUCAGACUUUGUCCUGCCAUCCCCAGAAGGCCCAAACCGCCUGUUAAAGCCACAUAAACAACAAUUGUUCAUAAAGAACUGCAAAUUACAGGAGGUUUAGUCUGAUCCCGCCUAAGCUGAACAGAGUCAACUCUAACCACAAAUAAAGAAGCCUGAUGUUAACACUGAUAGUUUUGGGACUGAAGGCUCUUCAGUGGCCAGUAUAUUUUAGGUAUUAGACACUGCCUUGACACUAAGGGAUUAUCUCUCUAUAACUGGUUAAUCACACUUCAGGAUCAGCAGAGCAUCACAAAAGCAUAGAAAAUGCAGAGAAGUAACAACAGACCUGAAAAUACAAUUUUCAGAAAGUCCUGAGCCUGAAGGCUCAAGGUCAUGACAAAAUAUGUGUCCACCUAGACACGGCACACAAAGCUACCCAUAAGCCACAUUAAUUGUAUUAUCUCUCACUAUUUCUAAUCUCUUCCUAGGC
Messenger RNA from Colius striatus (speckled mousebird), 11760 nucleotides. RefSeq names its product transmembrane protein 40 (gene TMEM40). Bases 7214 to 8143 code for a protein of 309 amino acids. Lineage: Eukaryota; Metazoa; Chordata; Aves; Coliiformes; Coliidae. The transcript has 15 exons. The record is from RefSeq and is a predicted model, not a curated record.